AGAUUAUUUCCGGAAACUACUUAGAAGCCAUUAUUUUGAGUUUGGCAGAAAAACAACAAAUUUAUACACUUCCUGUAUCUUCUUGAAUAAAGAUGAAUAAGUGAAACUGUAUGUUGGCUGGAUAUACGGUUUCCUUUGGGGCAAUGUGGUUAGGAUGACUUUUUGAUUUGGCGUGGAAGAGAGAGAGUAAACAUGAAUAAAAUCGCGAACGUUGUGUAUUCAGGAUGGAUGGUGAAGUCCCCUCCGGAGAAGAAAUUUCGCCUGACUGGGGCGUGGAAAAUUUUCCGAGCUUUCUCUCCUGAUGUGAUGGAUACCACACGAUGGAAGAAGAGGUUCUUCGUUUUGUUCAAACCAGAGGGUAGUCUGCCUCACCAGUACGUUUUAAACUACUACAGCGAUGAAAACUGUAAACGACUGAAGGGAGUUAUUGACCUUGAACACUGUGAACAAAUCAUUGAAUCUCUCGACCUUGAACUUUACCCUUUUCUUCUUGCAAUCAAGACCUUCCACAAGAAUAAAGAGAGAACAUAUUUCCUGGCAACGGACACCGAGGAACAAAUGACCACGUGGGUGCGGAAUUUGUGUAGUGUGUGUGGAUUAAAGCCGGAAGAAAAUCCGACAACGGAUGACAUCCCCCCACCUGUCACAGAGAAUCCUAGAACCAGUUUCUCCAGUUCUCCAGACAACCCACAACCAAAACCAGUAUUGGCGGUCGCCCCUAUCACCACACAACCGACAAUACCAGAGUCCAUGGUGAGACAGGACUCCCUGGAGGACUAUAUCCCUCUGUCAAACUGCAGCUCAGGGAAAAAACGAACCCCAAACCGACAAGACAGUGUGGACAGUAUUCCAGACGAACAUGCCCCACCCCCGCCAGUCAAGGAGGGUCACACUGAUAUAGACAAUGAUGUGUUUCACCCCUCAACAUAUGAUACGCCAAAACGCUUAGAAAGAGUGAUAGACAGUAUAUACAAGGUUCCCCCACCUAGAGUUAUUACCCCUGAUCAGAACAAUGCUCAGGACACUUACGAUGUUCCUCCCCCCACACAUCACAGCCCUAGUUCCCCCCGCUCCAGCAGUAGUGACAGUCAAAAGGUAGACUCUGCGUACUCCUCACAAACUGGUCUCCCCUCCUACGAUUACCCUCCACAUAGUGGGGACCAGCUAGGACAUGAUGAUGUGUAUGAUGUUCCGCCUUCAAAUCAUCCAAGUGUUCCAGGAAUGGGAGAUGUUCCCCCUAGACCCCCACCCCCCAAAUCGUACAAUCAAGAACCAUACCAAAACCUCCCCAACAACAGUCGCAUUUCAAACUUUGAUCUGGACAAAGUGGUGCCAACUUCAGCUAUGGAUAAACAUUGCUCUAUCGGAUCUUAUGAUAUCCCCCCACCCAAACUUACAUACUAUGAAAGACCCAAAGGUACCAUUGCAAAUGGGGAUGUAAAAGGUGUUUCCCCUAAUAGUGUUCCCCCUCCGCCACAGAGGUGUUCAGCAGGUGUGUCUCACAGCUACAUAAAUGCGGGGAAAGGAUAUGUGCAACCCCGUGUGGAUGGUGAAAACAAUUAUCUCCCAAUGGAGGGAAACAAGUCACGGAAUAAUUCAGAUAGUGUAUACCACGAUAUGUCUGGAGGUCAUGACCCCUAUCUGGAUAUGACCCCAGGUCAUCACGAGGUGUAUGAUAAGCCCCCAGCAAGACCCCCAAGGGUGUCUCCUAGACCAUCCACAAAUCAAGAACAAGACACUUACUCUAUAUUUAGCACCUCUCGAACCCGGAGCUUUAAACGUCACCCAAGUUCCAGUAGCUCACAGGGCACGCUAGAGAAAAGGUCAAACCAGACAGCCCCUCCCCUGCCCUCCCCAUUGAGGAUUCACCCGGAUAUGGAGACCAGCUCCGAGGAGGAUGAGGAUUAUCUGGUGGACCCCAAACAGGUCAUGAUGCCCUACUAUUGCUCAGAACAGAGAUCCAAAGGCUGGGAGGAUAUUCCUCCUGCCCCCAAACAAGACUCCGAGCUCAAGUACUUAGACCUCGCCCUGGACAAUCCUUACAAUGACCACGAGACCCACAGACUAAACGCCCCUCCCCCAGGGCAGAGUACACCCACAGAGUACAAGGAGAUUGAUUUUGUGAAGACAAUAGGGCUACAGGAACUGAAGUCUAAAGUACAGAAUGACAGAAAACAUGAUGAAGCUUGAGGUUGGGCAGUUAGGCAUACACAAGGGGUCCGAUGUGUGGUAAGGUUACCACCAGCCAAGCAGGGAACAUGGUUAUUUUCUCAUUCCUAGCCAAGGACAAGUUUGUUAUUGUUUGAGGUUUAUCUCAUUGUGCAAUCUGAUUUGUGAUCAGAAAGUUACUUCUUAAGGAGAAGGAAUUUUUUGCAAGUUUUUUAAAAAAAUUAAAUGGAUGAAGAAAAUGCUAUUUUGUCAUAAGUCUAAAAACCUCAUUGAAUCUUCUGAAAAAGACUAGGAAAAAUCUUGUAGAAUGUUUAUAAUAUAGAAAUAUACUGGAAGUAAUUCCCUUUAUGUCUUUGUUGACUAUGUAAAGUCGUAAAAAAUGUUGAUUAUAUGAAGAUAUACUGGGAGUAAUUCCUUUUAUGUUGAUUAUAUAUAAUGGUUGUCAUAUGGCCUUCGGAAAGUAGACAAUUUAUAAACAUUGAAUUCACAGUAACGUCUGUCUCUAUGUUUGUAAGAGGUCCAUUACCAUAAUUAAUUCAUUAGUACAUUCAUUUCUAAUUAUUUCCCAAGUGUCAAAUAGUCAAAAUGACCAAAAAUCAAACUGCCGACUUUACAAGUGUAGGACCAGAUUAAUAUUAACAAUUCAAAUGUGUUAUCUUUUUCGAAAAUCAUUAGUUUUUUUUCCCCUUUAAUUUUAAUGU
Saccostrea echinata is the source of this 2870-nucleotide messenger RNA. RefSeq names its product GRB2-associated-binding protein 1-like. The record is from RefSeq and is a predicted model, not a curated record. The transcript has 7 exons. Bases 193 to 2190 code for a protein of 665 amino acids. Lineage: Eukaryota; Metazoa; Mollusca; Bivalvia; Ostreida; Ostreidae.